GGAGCGGCCGGCGCGCGCGUGUGCGUUGGGUGCAGCUGCGAGGCGGGGAGGCGCGCAGGGUCGGUGGUUGUGCUGCUCCUAGGGCGGCGGCCGCCACCGCAGCAGCACCCCGGGCUGAGGGGGCCGUCGCGGCGGGACGAGCUGGGGAUGGGGAACACCGGGCCCCGCACCUCUCCCGGGCGCGUGUGCGGCGCCGGGGGCGCACAGUGACGGCUGCGGCGCCCCUAAGCCGGGCAGCGCUGAGGCCGCUUCGCCAAGGGAGCCUUCGGCCGGCGGCGGGCCGGGCCAUGAGGAGCAGCCGGGGCCGGGCCAGGCCUCGCUGACCCCCGGCCCCGCGCGGAGGCCUCCCCCGUUUCCGCUCCGGUCUCUCGGCAUGAGCGUCCGCCCAGGCCGGGGGCCGCGGCUGCCCCAGUGCGGCGGCCCGCGGGCGCGCUCCGGGCCGGCGGGCCCGCGGUGCUGAGCCCGGCCUGCCUCGCUGCGCUGCCCGCCCGCCCGCUGUAUGCCCCGGGGGCGCGGCCAUGGAGGUGGUGGGCGACUUCGAGUACAGCAAGAGGGACCUCGUGGGACACGGGGCCUUCGCCGUGGUCUUCCGGGGGCGGCACCGCCAGAAAACUGAUUGGGAGGUAGCUAUUAAAAGUAUUAAUAAAAAGAACUUGUCAAAAUCACAAAUACUGCUUGGGAAGGAAAUUAAGAUCUUAAAGGAACUUCAGCAUGAAAAUAUUGUAGCACUCUAUGAUGUUCAGGAAUUACCCAACUCUGUCUUUCUGGUGAUGGAGUACUGCAAUGGUGGAGACCUGGCAGAUUAUUUACAAGCUAAAGGAACUCUCAGUGAAGAUACUAUUAGAGUGUUUCUGCAUCAGAUCGCAGCUGCCAUGCGGAUUCUGCACAGCAAAGGAAUAAUCCACAGGGAUCUCAAACCACAGAACAUCUUGCUGUCAUACGCGAAUCGCAGAAGAUCCAACGUCAGUGGUAUUCGCAUCAAAAUAGCGGAUUUUGGGUUUGCUCGUUACCUGCAUAGUAACAUGAUGGCUGCAACACUGUGUGGGUCCCCAAUGUACAUGGCUCCUGAAGUUAUUAUGUCUCAACAUUAUGAUGCUAAGGCAGACCUGUGGAGCAUAGGAACAGUGAUAUAUCAAUGCCUAGUUGGAAAACCACCUUUUCAGGCCAAUAGUCCUCAAGACCUAAGGAUGUUUUAUGAGAAAAACAGGAGCUUAAUGCCUAGUAUUCCCAGAGAAACAUCACCUUAUUUGGCUAAUCUCCUUUUGGGUUUGCUUCAGAGAAACCAGAAAGACAGAAUGGACUUUGAAGCGUUUUUUAGCCAUCCUUUUCUAGAGCAAGUUCCAGUGAAAAAAUCCUGCCCAGUUCCGGUGCCCGUGUAUGCUGGCUCUGUCUCUGGAAGCUCCUGUGGUAGCUCUCCAUCUUGUCGUUUUGCCUCUCCACCAUCCCUUCCAGAUAUGCAGCAUAUUCAGGAAGAAAACUUAUCCUCCCCACCAUUGGGUCCUCCCAACUAUCUACAAGUGUCCAAAGAUUCUGCCAGUACUAGUAGCAAGAACUCUUCUUGUGACACGGAUGACUUUGUUUUCGUUCCACACAGCAGCUCGUCAGACCACUCAUAUGAUAUGCCGAUGGGGCCUUCUGGCAGACAUGCUUCAAAUGAGUUCUUGGUGUGUGGAGGGCAGUGCCAGCCCCCUGUGUCACCUCAUAGUGAGACAGCACCAAUUCCAGUUCCUACUCAGAUAAGGAAUUAUCAGCGCAUAGAGCAGAAUCUUACAUCUACUGCCGGCUCUGGCACAAAUCUACAUGGUUCUCCAAGAUCUGCAGUGGUGCGAAGGUCUAACACCAGCCCGCUGGGCUUCCUCCGGCUGGGAUCCUGCUCCCCGGCGCCUGCAGACACCGUACACGCAGUUGGACGAAGACUCUCCACUGGAUCUUCCAGGCCUUACUCACCUUCCCCUUUGGUUGGGACCAUUCCUGAGCAGUUUAGUCAGUGCUGCUGUGGGCAUCCUCAGGGUCACGAGUCCAGGAGUAGAAACUCAUCAGGUUCCCCAGUGCCACAGGGUCCAUCACCACAGUCUCACCUGUUGGGUGCUAGACUGCAGAGCGCCCCUACCCUCACCGACAUCUACCAGAACAAGCAGAAACUCCGAAAGCAGCACUCGGACCCCGUGUGCCCGUCCCACACUGGGGCUGGGUACAGCUACCCACCUCAGCCCAGUCGGCCUGGCAGCCUUGGAACCUCUCCCACCAAGCACAUGGGGUCCUCUCCUCGCGGUUCGGACUGGUUCUUUAAAACUCCUUUACCAACCAUCAUUGGCUCUCCUACCAAGACCACAGCUCCUUUCAAAAUACCUAAAACGCAAGCGUCUUCUAACCUGCUAGCCUUGGUUACUCGUCACGGGCCUUCUGAAGGGCAGUCUAAGGAUGGGAAUGACCCACGGGAAUGCUCUCAUUGUCUCUUAGUUCAAGGAAGUGAGAGGCAGAAGUCUGAGCAGCAGAACAAAGCAGUGUUUGGCAGAUCUGUCAGUACUGGGAAAUUAUCAGAUCAACAAGUGAAGAUACCUUUAGGUGGACAUCAGGGCAGCACGGACAGUUUAAAUACAGAACGACCGAUGGAUACAGCCCCUGCAGGAGCUUGUGGUGGUGGACUGGCACCUGCUCUGGGAACAGCAGCAAGUUCCAGGGCUGUCCUGUUCACUGUAGGAUCUCCUCCACACAGUGCUGCGGCCCCUACUGCUGCCCAUAUGGUCCUCCGAACAAGAACAACCUCAGCGGGCUCCAGCAGCUCCGCGGGCUCCCUGUGCUCGGCCGGCGGCCGUGUGGCUAUGGGCUCCCCGCUGGGGCCGGGUUGGGGGGCUUCCCCUCCCGGAGCCGAGGCCGCGCCCAGCCUGAGAUACAUGUCUUACGGUGCUUCACCCCCCAGCCUGGAGGGGCUCAUCACCUUUGAGGCCCCUGAACUGCCAGAGGAGACACUGAUGGAGCGAGAACACACAGACACCUUACGCCACCUCAACAUGAUGCUGAUGUUCACGGAGUGCGUGCUGGACCUGACAGCCGUGAGGGGGGGUCACCCGGAGCUGUGCACAUCCGCUGUCUCCUUGUACCAGAUCCAGGAGAGUGUGGUCGUGGACCAGAUCAGCCAGCUGAGCAAAGACUGGGGGCGGGUGGAGCAGCUGGUGUUAUACAUGAAAGCAGCGCAGCUCUUAGCAGCCUCUCUGCAUCUUGCCAAAGCCCAGAUCAAGUCCGGGAAGCUGAGCCCAUCCACGGCUGUGAAACAAGUUGUCAAAAAUCUGAAUGAACGAUAUAAAUUCUGCAUCACCAUGUGCAAGAAACUUACAGAAAAGCUGACUCGCUUCUUCUCUGACAAACAGAGAUUUAUUGAUGAAAUCAACAGCGUGACUGCAGAGAAACUCAUCUAUAAUUGUGCUGUAGAAAUGGUUCAGUCUGCAGCCCUGGAUGAGAUGUUUCAGCAGACGGAAGAUAUUGUUUAUCGCUAUCAUAAGGCAGCCCUUCUUCUGGAAGGCCUGACUAAGAUUCUCCAGGACCCUGCCGAUAUCGAAAAUGUGCAUAAAUAUAAAACUAGUAUUGAAAGAAGAUUGUCAGCACUCUGCUGUAGCACCGCGACCCUGUGAGUGGCCGCGGGCUCGUCCCUGGACCAGUGGUGGGGACUGAGGAGAGAAGUUUGGUAUCACAGCUUGGGUUCUGUUUCCCCAUCCCCAGGAAACCCUAGCUUCUCACGUGGUGACUACCAAAGAACAAGCAUGACUUCAAAAAGGAAAAACAAUCCAAAAACUACAUACGUGUAGGAAAUCUGCCUUAUUGGAGACGUCACCCCUUCCCUUUUCUGUGUAGAAACAGAAGCAAGAGUAUUCCACUUGGCUCUCAGUUUGAACUUGGUCAAUAAAUGUACCUUAGAAAUAGAAUUAUCAGUACAGUUAUUCCUAAGGAUAAUUAAGAACGAAACAAAGUGGAUGGCUCUAUACUCAGUUCACCAGAGCAGUGUGUGAAAUUCCACGUGUUUACUGAGGUAUAAAAGUAAAAAAAAUCGACAUCUCAUCCAGGCAGUUGGAUAUCUGGGGUAGGUUCGUCUAAAUCUGAGCACACAUCCUUCAACAGCUCAGGAAGAUAGAGCUUGAGAACAAGCUGAAAGAAGAAGGCUCUUGGAAGAAAUUGUGAAAUCUUCUAUUUGAUCUAAUAUGGACACGUUAAUCUUCCAAAAUCUUUCAUAUUGCACUAAUUUAUUAAUACAACUGUAUUGGAUUUUGCAAUUUAAAACUGAGGCACAAUGGACUUGUUUAAAAUAUUUUACUUGAUUAUAUUAUAUACACACACCCUUUCCAGAAAUCACACGUAAUCUCUAGUGGACUUUUAAAUGGUAAAAACUUGCGUUCGUGUGAACCUUUGCAUUUUUUUUAACCUAUCCAUCUACACAUACAGAUUUUCUCAGUGGUAUUUUUGAGCUGCUGGUUGUUUGCUUUUGGUUGUAUUUUUUUAUUGUGCAUGCAGAAUGUGCAUCGACGCCUGUGAUCUCUGGGUUUACUAAAGGCUAGGCUUAUUUGGGCGGUAUUAGAAAAAAAUACCAAUUCGGGAUACUCUCAAAAGUUUUAAUAGGGCCGAAACAAAGUUGGCGACCUAAAGGCUUGUUGGUGAUGGGGAGUUUCUACAUGAAGUUAGUGAGAAACGAGGUUUGUCUUCUCUUAGGAAAACAGGCAGCCCUCUCCAGCCUGGUGUACGUCCCGGCCCUUCACCAAACAGCUAGUCACGGAGAACGCGGGCAGGUCAUGUCCCUCCAGAAACGGUUCCUGCAUUGUGUAUGGUUUGGUUUCUUUUACUCACCUGCUUGAAUACUUGAAUAAACCAUUCUCCAGUUUUAAUUCCUUUAUUUUUAUCCUUUUAGCUAACAUAAUCCAAACUCUGACAAAUUGCACAGAAGCUCCUUGGCAUUAAUCUAAUUUUAAGUGUACUGAUAAAGACAGACAAAAACAUGGUUUCUCCUUUACUUUGACGAAGUAAUGUAAUUUUUACCUUAUUUAUCUGUAUGAAAUUCCAGCAGUUAAUUUGAACAUUUAUUUAUACGAUGUUUGUAUUUUUAGGUCUUUAAUACAGUGUUUCUACCUCUCAUUUGUAACUGCAUGCAUUAUUCUCGAAACUAGGUAAAACUCACGGGAUCGUUGUGUAAUAGCCUUUUUAUUCUUGUGUGUACAAAUGUAUAUUAAGGUAAAAUAAAACUGACAAAGUGUUCCUAGGGUCAAGCUGAGUCCAUAUUACGUGGCUUGUCAAGCCAGCUCCUUCCUCGGUGAGUUUGGAGGCUCGGGCAUUAAUAUCCUCUGUCCUGCCCCAAGAUGUCAGAUGCUCGGUGACUGUCCUGCGGGCCGUGCGCACGUAGGCUAUGCGACGGGGCUCCCGCCCCUCCCCGCAGGGCCUAUAAGCACUGUUACUGGGAAUACUCUGUUGUGUAUCAUUUUUUUCAAGGGUCCCGGGCAAUUUCAUUUAUGUUCUCAUAGUCCUCACGCACGUGAUCUCAGUAGGUCCUCCAAGGAGCUGGGUUCGUUCCGGCCCACCCGCCCCAUCCAUUUUUUUUUUUUUUUUUUUAAACAACACAGGAUGAAAAAGUUUCACCUCGAGGAAGUGAUUGAUCUUAAGUCAGGUAACUAGGGGAGGUAGGUAAGCCAUGGUUUGUGACUCCCAAGUUCGUUCUUCUCCCUCUUGUAUAACAAAGGUCCGUCCCAUGGUGGGUGCUGUACGUGAAACCGGGAUGUGUGGACGGCAGAGAACAGACUGUAAACUCAUGAAUAAUGGUUCUGAUUCUACCCCCAUUAUCAAGGCCAACUGUUUUCAGAGAUUUUUGCCUUGACUAUAGCAAUAAUAAAUGCUUUAUGUUUCCAUGAGUAUUUUUUUUAAUUUCUUGUCAUCGAUUUCACAAGGUAGAAAUGGGCCAGUCCGCACACUCAUGGGUUGCCACCCAGAUUCGAGCCAUAACGUGGAAAGUUCGUGACCACACGGACGUGAGUAAGGAGAGGAGUCGGUGAAUUUGCUAACCGGCUACCCGGGCGGUCAGGGUUUGCCCGAAGCGCGCCCGGGACCGGACCUCGUGGAUCCCGCCCCUUCUCCCCGCCCAGAGGACUAGCAGAGUUCCGGAGAGGAGCUUACUCUCAGGGCCUGGCCGUCCUGAGUCUCCCCAGGGCGAGGAGGAAGACGCUGAGCGGAACGUGAUCUCUACGGGGCCUUGAGCCCAUUUACCCCUGGGGCUGGACCCUUGAAUCUUCAGCUGUGGAAGCUCUCGGGACCUGCUCACGCCCCUUCCUGGUCCCCCCAAGCCCUUGUGAGGGUGCGCCUCUGGGAGAGCGUCCAGAUGGUCCUUUCCUCACCGGAAUCACAGAGAGCCCCAUCAGAAGCCAUCCGCCUAGCAGAGCACUGCACUCCUGCGGGGAACAGACAGUGAGCCCCGAAAAUCUCCGCUCCUGCUCAAGAGGCAAAGCCAAGCAGGUGAAGGGUCGGUGUGAAUUCAGGGAGCGUGAAGGCACGGAGGCUGAGAGCCUGCUGUCCCCGCACGGGCUGAGCAAGGCAAGAGCACCCGUGUCUGCGCCCUGCAGGCAGACCUCAUCUGUGGGUGCCCUCCUUGGCCCCGAGAGCUCUCAGUCCAGUGUUUCAAGUGCCCUGGAGAUCUCUUCGUUGUUCAGAGCGGUCCCUUUCAACAGCCGCCAGGGUGCCUCCUGGGAGGGCAUCUGAGCCGAGGAGGCUGCAGAGGUGACUCCACACUGGGGCUCCCCAAGGUCUGCACUCGGGGGAGGCCGCCCGGCGCCCUCCUGCUCUGGGACGGUCCUGCACUUCGGGAGCUGGCUUAAGUCCCUAGGAGAGGCCGGCUGGGGGCUUGUUUGUUGAAGACUGCUCUCUCCCUCCUCGGGCGUGGCGGUCCCCUGGCUGUGUGUCGCUGGGCUCCUGCCCCAGCGCCUGUGUACCUGCCAGUGGGGGGAAGGGCACAGAGCUCAGGGAGUCACGGUGAGGCUGAAACAAGUUCCUGAGCAUGAAGUGGGAGCAGCCCUCGGGGACGCCCGCCGUUGGGAUGGAAAAACAGACUUGGUGAGUAAUCUGCCCCACCACCACCAAGAGAAAAGCCCCGCAGCUGGGUAGGGGCUGGGCUGCUGGGCUGGGGGCUGGGGAGCCUGCAUGCAGGGAACUCUCCUCUCUGUGCCAUGUGCCUAGCGCCCCAAACCUGCUCAUCGCCACGUCCUUGUAACACCUUUCUGGUGAUGUCCAGGAGGAGGGGGAAAGGCAGGCUUCUGUGUCGUUUGGACGCAUCUUCUGCAUAGCAGGAGGCCGCAGAUUUCAAGAAGCAGGGGAAUCCGCAGCUCUGUGCAGCCCCUCUUGGGCCGGGAGCUGGAGCCGAGAGCUGGAGCCGAGAGCAGUAGGUUUCAGAAACCACCCCCUCGAAACUUCCAGCGAGAGGGCUUCAAUGGCAUAUUAAUAAACUCGAGCGUUUGGUGGACCCGCUUGGCAGUUUCCUUGUUUGUGUCCACGUGUGCCAGUGAUAUUGAACAGCACGGAACUGGUCCCAUCCCAGGUGAGGAGCCUCAAUCCCAGGCUUGCCCAGGGGACCCCCCCCCAACACCCGCUUGCCCCAGGAACUGCUUAGUGUCCCCCUGCCUUGGCCUCACGCCCUCAACGUGGCCCUGUCCAGUGUGCGGCUCACACGGCGCCAGCCCCUCGGGGCACCCGGAGGAGCGCAGGGAGGUUAAGGUGGGGGAAAGGCUAAUGGAAAAUAAGGACAUUCCCUUGCCCCCCGCCCUGGAGCCUGCCAGGGGGAGCAGUGGAAUAAAUGAGCCCCAGGCAUGGAGGGCCAAGCACUCCACCGAUGUUCUGAGUCACCCGGCUCAGAAGAGGGAAGUAGAUCCAGGAGGCCUCGGUGUCCUCUUCCCUGGAUGCGUGUUCAAGAGACUGGGUGUUCCCGAGCCUUCUGCACAGGACCAAAUAGUAAGUAUUUCAGGCUUUCGGGGCUAUAGGUUCUCUGCUGCAGCUACCCAGCCCUGCCAUCCUACGCCGAAUAGCAGCCCCAGACAAUACACAAAUGGACAC
Messenger RNA from Zalophus californianus (California sea lion), 8070 nucleotides. It is a transcript of the gene ULK2, whose product is annotated as unc-51 like autophagy activating kinase 2. The record is from RefSeq and is a predicted model, not a curated record. Gene Ontology annotation, biological process: positive regulation of autophagy; autophagosome organization; autophagy. Gene Ontology annotation, cellular component: autophagosome; cytoplasm. Gene Ontology annotation, molecular function: protein serine/threonine kinase activity; ATP binding. The transcript is spliced from 28 exons. The coding region runs from base 519 to 3629 and encodes 1036 amino acids. NCBI's taxonomy places the organism in Eukaryota, Metazoa, Chordata, Mammalia, Carnivora, Otariidae.